UUUGGUCGUCGCCGGCCAGAUGAGACAUAGACACAUAGUAGCACUUGUACACCUAACCAAAUACAAUACUACUACUUACAAAGCUAGCAAGUUGUCUGCCCUGUCUUGAUCAAAUCCCCCACAGCUAGCAGUUUCAAAUCUACUAUUGUCUCACUUGUUCCGCCUACCUACCCUACCCUACACAAAUCGCUAGCUGCUGGAGCCUUUCUGCUGCUUCCUCUCCACCACUACUCCGGCAAGCCAAGGGCGAGUGCCUGCGGAUAGAGAGAUGCAGGCGGCUCUCAGCGCUGCGGCCACGCUCCUGGGCAAGGUGUUGACGACGCUGUCCGUCGUCCCGGUGGCGGCGUACGUGGACAGCCUUCAGCUCGGCCACAACUCGGAGCAGAUCAAGGACAAGCUGCUGCACACGCAAGGCCUCCUGCACAACGCCCAGGGGCAGGUGAGCCACGUCGGCGACAACCCUGGCCUCCAGGGGUUGCUGGAGAAGCUGAGCAGGGACGCCGACCAGGCCGAGGACUUGCUGGAUGAGGUCCACUACUUUCAGAUCCAUGACAGGCUACACGGCACCAACUACGCCGCCACCCAGGAUCUGGACGGCCUUGUCCGCCAUCAAGCUCUCCACGCCCGUAGCGCUCUUCGCCACACCCUUGGCAGCUUGUUCCAGUGCUGUUCUUGCUCGCGGACACCCAAGAGCAAGAGGAAUGGUGGUGGUGAUGCUGCUGCCGCUGCUGUUGCCGGUGUCACCAACUCCAACUCUGCUACUGCCCAAGAUGGUGAUGCGCUGCUGCAUUUUGACAGAGUGUCCAUCUCCAGACAAAUCAAGUCCGUGUUACAGGGCAUGCAGUCCCACUGUGAUUCCGUCUCCAAUUUGCUCAGCAUUGGCACUAUCCCAACCAACAGCACCCCAGUCCUUGUGCUGAAUCGGCCUCUCACUGCUUCCAUGAUUAUACAAGACACAUUGUAUGGCAGGGGAGACACUUUUGAGGAAACUGUCAAUCGUAUCACCACCGGGGAUGCCACACAGACUCAGAAUGUUUCUGUUCUUCCUAUAGUUGGUCCAGGGGGUAUUGGCAAGACAACUUUCGCCCAACAUCUUUAUAAUGAUGGCAGGACUAAACAGCACUUUGAUGUUCCAGUCUGGGUAUGUGUAUCGAGUUAUUUCGAUGUGCUGAAGCUCACCAGGGAGAUCCUUGCCUGCAUAACUGCAACUGAAGGAGGAAGCAGCAGUGUUGCAAAUGAAACAACCAAUUUAGACCAGCUUCAGAAAUCCAUAGCACGUCGUCUCAAGUCCAAGAGGUUUCUAGUUGUAUUGGAUGAUAUAUGGAAAUGUGAGAGUCAGGAUCAGUGGAAAACCCUCUUAGCUCCCUUCACAAAGGGGGAAGCCAAAGGAAGCAUGGUGCUUGUCACAACUCGAUUCCCAAAGGUAGCAGACAUGGUGAAAACAAUUGAUACACUAGAGCUGCGAGGUUUAGAGUCUAAUGACUUCUUCACAUUCUUUGAAGCAUGUAUAUUUGGUGAAGACAACAAGCCCGAGCAUUACGAAUAUGAGUUUGCUGGUAUUGCACGAAAAAUUGCAAACAAGCUAAAGGGUUCCCCGCUCGCAGCCAAAACAGUUGGUAGGCUAUUGCAGAAUGACCUUUCUCAGAAACAUUGGAAUGGAGUUCUUGAAAAGCAUCAGUGGCUAAAGCAGCAAGAAAAUGAUGAUAUCAUGCAAUCUUUAAAGAUUAGCUACGACUGCCUCCCUUUUUAUCUGAAGAAAUGCUUUUCCUAUUGUGGCCUUUUCCCUGAAGACCAUUGGUUUACUUCUUCAGAAAUCAAUCAUUUCUGGGCUGCAAUAGGCAUCAUAGACUCUAAUCACCAAGCCGAUAGGAAUCACUUGGAAGAACUACUGGACAAUGGUUUUCUCAUGAAGGAAUAUGAUUGGUAUGUAAUGCAUGAUUUAAUGCAUGAGCUAUCUAAGAGUGUUUCUGCACAAGAAUGCCACAAUAUAAGUGGCUUAGAUUUCAGAGCUGAUGCCAUCCCACAAUCUGUUCGGCACUUAUCUAUCAACAUAGAAGACAGAUAUGAUGCAAAUUUUGAGCAAGAAAUGUGUAAACUAAGGGAGAGGAUCGACAUUGCUAAUCUGCGGACUUUGAUGAUAUUUAGAGGAUAUGAAGAAAGAAUCACCAAGAUUUUGAAAGAUAGCUUCAAGGAAAUAAACAGUCUGCGUGUCCUAUUUAUAGUGGUGAAGUCUGCACAAUCUUUUCCAUAUAGGUUUUCAAAACUUAUCCACCUCCAGUACCUCAAAAUUACUUCAUCUCACAGGGAAAUGAGGUUACCUAGUACACUAUCAAGAUUUUAUCACUUGAAAUUCUUGGACCUAGAUGAUUGGUAUGGUAGUUCUGAUUUGCCCAAAGACUUUAGCCACCUUGAGAAUUUACAUGAUUUCCGUGCUACAAGUAAAGUCCACUCCAAUAUUCGCAAUGUCGGAAAGAUGAAGCAUCUGCUGGAACUAAAAGAAUUCCAUGUCAGGAAAGGGAACAUGGGAUUUCAACUGAGAGAACUUGGGUCAUUGACAGAGCUUGAAGGAGGACUGAUUAUACGUGGUCUUGAACACGUGGCAACCAAGGAGGAAGCUACUGCAGCCAAACUGGAGUUGAAAAGGAAUCUAAAGGAGUUGGAAUUACUCUGGGGCAGAGAUGGACCAACUACAGAUGCUGAUAUUCUUGAUGCUCUUCAACCACACUCUAAUCUCAGAGUACUUACAAUUGCAAAUCAUGAUGGUGUCGUUGGUCCUAGUUGGUUGUGUCUUGACGUCUGGUUAACAAAUUUAGAGUCUCUCAUUCUAGAAGGCAUAUCUUGGAGCACCCUCCCACCUUUUGCGAAGCUACCAAAUCUCGAGGACCUCAAAUUGAAGAAAAUUCCUGGAAUGCAUCAGUUUGGGCUUGGAUGUGGUGGCGCUCCAGGCAAAUGUUUUAUGCGCUUGAAGACAGUUAAGUUUUGUGAAAUGCCAGAUCUUGCUGAAUGGGUUGUGGAACCUAAUUGCCAUUCCUUUCCAAGUCUUGAAGAAAUCAUAUGCGUCAAUUGUCCCAAUCUCCGUGUGAUGCCCUUGUCAGAGGUAUCCUUCACCAAUUUGCGCAGACUUGAAGUUUCUAUGUGCCCCAAGAUGUCUCUGCCCUCCAUGCCUCACACCUCCACACUGACAGAUUUGGAGGUUAAUAGAGCUGGAGGUCGUUUUUUAGAAACGUUGUUGUCUUAUGAUGGAAAGAACUUGGUUGUGAGUGGGUAUGGCGGUGCUUUGGCCUACCACAAUCUGGAUAAAGUAGAAGAUAUGGCUAUUGCAAAUGUAUCGCACAUAUCAUUGACAGACCUUGAAAAGUUUAAAUCCCUAACAGAACUAUCUGUCGGAAGAUGCGACGGUUUGUUCCCUGAGGAGCUUGAUGGCAGUAUUGUCUUGCGUUCAGUUGAGAGACUCGAAUUACAUGUAUCUCAUCUUACCAGCAACAAAUCAUCAUCGUCAAAAGUGCUAAACUGUUUCCCAGCUCUUUCUGUGUUGUUGAUAUAUGGAGAUGAGGAAUGUGUAAUGCAGUUGCCAUCAUCCAGCUCACUGCAGAAACUUACCUUCUCAAGGUGUAAGGGCCUGGUUCUUGAGCAUGUGGAGAAUGGAGGAGGAAUUCAGGAGCUCCAAUCAUUAUCAAUAUUCAUGUGUGGCAAAUUGUUCUGUCGGUGGCCCAUGGGAAUGGGAGAAUCAGAGACCAUUUGCCCUUUCCCUGCUUCCCUGAGGGAACUUGAUGUUGCCGACGAGCCAAGCAUCAAGUCAAUGGGUCUGCUCUCAAACCUCACGUCUCUCACCACUCUAAGGCUAAAAGAGUGCCGUAAUUUAACAGUGGACGGAUUCAAUCCUCUCAUCGCAGUCAAUCUCAUAGAACUGCAAGUGCAUAGCUGCAGCACCUUAGCAGCAGACAUGCUCUCAGAGGUGACCAAAUUAUUGCCUGCGGGUUACAUCUCUAGAUUGGAGAAACUCAAUGUGAAUAACAUCUGUGGCUUGCUUGUUUCUCCUAUUUGCAACCUCCUCGCCCCGACCCUCCACACUCUUGAAUUGGCGAGGAUGGAAAGCUUCACAGAAGAGCAAGAGAAAGCGCUGCAGCUCCUCACCUCCCUCCAGAAUCUAAAAUUUUCCUAUUGUGAGCGUAUGCAGUCCCUCCCUCAAGGGUUACAUCGCCUUUCUUCUCUCGAGGAGUUACGUGUCGUUUCGUGUCCAGAAAUCCGAUGGAUGCCCAGGGAGGGCCUCCCGGUUUCGCUGCGAAAACUAUAUAUGAAUCCUCACAGCGCUGAGAUCGACGAGCAAAUUGAGAAAAUCAAAAGGACAAACCCAAAUUUAUCCGUCUCUUGAAGGAUAAUAUAACUACACCAAAUUAAGACUAGCAGACUCGUCGUUGCAAUCAAUCUUAUGUGCACACAAGUUGUCAAACCUGCAUUAAUCAACAGUGCAUUUUCUUCGCCAGGCUUCUGUUCCCAAAUAAAGAAGGGCGUGGGGCUCACUUGGUACUGAUCAAGAAGAGGACUUGAGUCGUAGCUGCAAGAAGUGAUCGAGGCUGGAAUCAUGGAAU
Molecule: messenger RNA, 4589 nt
Organism: Triticum dicoccoides
Lineage: Eukaryota; Viridiplantae; Streptophyta; Magnoliopsida; Poales; Poaceae
Product: putative disease resistance protein RGA4
Exons: 3
Coding region: 269-4372 (1367 amino acids)
Molecular function (GO): ADP binding
Source: RefSeq, a predicted model, not a curated record